AUGUUCCUCACUCCUGCCAUCUCGCUACCAACGGGCCCCGAUGACAGGGUACCCAGAUUGGUACCUGGGCUAGUGCUAUCAAGACGGCCUGUGAGACAAGAGUCGGCUCAUGCAGUUCAGGAGCAGCACAAAACACAUAUGAAAAGGGUCCUACCAACGAGCAUUAUCAUAGGCACAACCAAGGCAAGGGCUCGUUGCAACGUCCCGGUAUGGUACGCCAGAUUUUCUUCGCUAGGUCCCCACCCCGGCACGACUCCACCGGGGGGGCUCUGUCCUGGACGGUUGGUUGAGGGAUGA
Molecule: messenger RNA, 297 nt
Organism: Pyricularia pennisetigena
Lineage: Eukaryota; Fungi; Ascomycota; Sordariomycetes; Magnaporthales; Pyriculariaceae
Exons: 3
Coding region: 1-297 (98 amino acids)
Source: RefSeq, a predicted model, not a curated record